Drosophila yakuba is the source of this 387-nucleotide messenger RNA. RefSeq lists its product as uncharacterized. Bases 111 to 296 code for a protein of 61 amino acids. The transcript is spliced from 2 exons. NCBI's taxonomy places the organism in Eukaryota, Metazoa, Arthropoda, Insecta, Diptera, Drosophilidae. The record is from RefSeq and is a predicted model, not a curated record.
GCUCAUAGACAUCAUGUACGUCUUUGCGUAAUUUGUCAAAAUUGAGAAAUUCCAAAAUUACAAUCUUUAUUUUGCCCAGCGAUUCUGAUAUAUUUUAAAAUUUUAAGAAAAUGCAGGAGGACGCAAAGGAUAUAAUCCCCGAAAAAUUAGAUUUCGAGGAGGAGGUCUCUCGCCUAAUGAUCGAAUAUGACGUGAUACUUAUAGCUGAAUGGGAUGAAUCCAUUUUUGAGGAGAAUGAAUUAGAGGACGACCACGAGAGCGACCACAAUACAUCUUCUAACGAUAACACCCAGUAGGUGCGAUAAUAUUUACAUUGUGGAGCUCUGGAUACUGAAUUUUUCACACGUUGUUUGUUAUCAUUAAGUACCAAUAAAAUUGUGUACCAUA